UGCUCAUUUGUCAGGGUUGCAGAGGAGGGACCACAACCGUGUGUGUGUGAGUGUGUGUAAUUCGCAGCAGAUGACCACUUCAGGGGAUGGAUUUUUUUUCCAGAGGUGAGCAUUUUUUUUUCUCAGAAGGCACCAGAGCACAAAUGACUUUGCUCUACAUGCUGCUGCAGCGAUGGAGCAUUUCUGUGGUCUGGUGCAAGAAGUGAUGCAUUUGGUGGUCUCCUGAAAUAAAAAAAAAAGAGGACGCGGAUGCCGCACCAGUGCCACCAGCGCUGUGGGGAUGGAUACCAGCUAUUUCCUGGUGAGGACUUAUUUUUUCCUGCUGUUCCUCCAUGGAUUCACCUACUCCUUCUCCUCCUCCUUUCCUGCUGUGGGAGUUUGCCCCAGUCGCUGUGAGUGCCAGCAUCCCCAGCAUCUCAUGUGCGCCAACCGAGGUUUGCCCACUGUGCCACCUUACAGCAGCAAGCAGGAGGAGGUGCUGGUCUUCAGCCUCGGAGGGAACUUCAUUGCAAACAUCUCGGCCCUCGACCUUGCAAGGUACACAGCCUUAGUGAGGUUGGAUUUACAGUUCAAUCGAAUCCAAAACAUCCACCGUGAAGCGUUUGAGAGACUGUCCAGUUUGGAAGAGCUCUACUUGGGACAUAACCGCUUAUCUAAUGUUCAAGCUGGGACUUUGAAACCGCUGAAGAAGCUUACAGUCCUCUAUGUCAACAACAACGACAUCUUGCACGUACAUCAGCAAUUUUUUACCAGCUUGGACCAUCUUGUUAAACUGCGCCUUGAUGGAAAUCAAAUAGAAAGCUUGCAGGAUUCCGUUUUUAAGGAUUUGACCAAUCUACGUUAUCUCCACCUGGAGUCAAAUCAUCUGCAGCACAUUCACAAAAAUGCCUUUUCUGAACUCGCCCACCUGCGCUUUCUCAACUUGUCUCACAAUAAGCUGUCCACCCUGCGUGGUGCCCUCACUUUUUCCCAUCUCCAAACCCUGACAACUUUGCUCCUCUCUGGAAAUGCCAUUCGGCAUGUUGGGAAUAAAAUGUUCCAAAAUCUACAAAGACUCUCCAAACUCUCUCUCAGUAACAACAGGAUUCCUCAUCUGGGCAGAAGGACUCUGCUUGGCCUAUCAAGCCUCAAAGAGCUCUUCAUGGACGGUAAUGAGCUGGAGGAGAUCCCAGCUGAACUUCUAGAUCCCCUGAAACUCAUCGAGCAUUUGGACAUCAGUCGCAACCGCAUUUCUAAUGUUGACUCUUUGGCUUUCUUGCACCUCAAACACUUACAAGUGCUGAAGCUAAAUGACAACAUCCUAACCAGCCUUUCUGGGGAUGCUUUCAGACUAAACCCCUUCCUUCGUGAUGUGGAUCUCCAUGGCAACAACUGGACCUGCGAUUGUCGCAUGCAGGUACUGAAAAGUUGGAUGUCUGCUGUGCAUUCUCAAGGGAAAUUGUUGGAUGUCCUUGUGCAAUGCCAUCACCCAGCAUCUCUAAGGGGGACAUACCUGGACAAAGUGAAUAGUUCCCAGCUGGAGGCCCUUGGUAAUUGGACUCAUUCGUGCAGGGGCCGAGGUGAACCUAAGGAGAGCCACGGAGGGAAACUGUGGAUCAAGGUAAUGCAGGAUGGGACCGGAGGGAAAAGAGAAGAACGAGUGCAAGGAGAUCAAGGAGGCACAGAACCAGAGUUGUCUCCUUCUAUUGAACAUAAGGAGUCCCUCAGAUCCAAGUCACGGAAACGUGCCAAAAUGGGUCGAAAAUCUAAACCACAAUCACAGCAGGGCUUUCCCACACCAAGUCAUGCUGGCAACCAGAGGAGAACCCCCACUCCUUCAGUCCCCUCAAGAGAACGCUUUGAUCUUCUGAGGAUGUAUCACAAGUGGGGUCCUUCUGUCAUCACAGAUCCAUGUGUCUUCAACCACAUCAUCAUCACGAAUGUAACUGUAAACCAGAUAACAAGCAACACGGUUGUAGUCUCCUGGCAAACCAGGGAAAAUCUAGGUCUAGAUGAAGUCCAGUAUCGGAUUUUGUUUGACAGAUUCGGAACACCAGACCGCUUCCCACGUUAUGUUUAUGCCCCCGCCUCAUCCCGCUCUGUGACCCUGCAGGAGCUCAGCCCGGAUGUCACCUACAUGGUAUGUGUGGAAGGCGUGGUCGCUGGUUCCGUGUGUCAAGUGGCACCCCGUGACCACUGCUCAGGUCUGGUCACACUUCCCGAGAAGCACACCUCCGCAACUUCUGACCUACAACUGUUGACUGUUUUUACUGUGGCCGGGAACGCCAUGCUGCUGCUGGUAAUCGGAGGAGUGUGGCUGGGGCGGAGCCUGAAGAAGAAGUUGCAGAGGAGGAAGUCGGCGGUACACGUGCGCCACAUGUACUCCACCAGGAGACCAUUUCGGCCCAACGUGGCGAGCGCGUCCGUGUCCGCUGACUUUACCAGCUACCAAAGUAGCCGCCUGGCCCGUCUUAUACAACCAGAACUGGGAGAUCUCAUCGAGUUCCCUUGUGACCGUUUCCAGGAUACUGGUUCCUCUCGCAGAGACAAUGACUUACCCAGAUUCUCUGACUAGCUUCCUUCAUGGGAAUUCACGUUGAAGCAACCAUUUUUUUGUUACAUUGUAUCUUCAGGAAUAAUGUAGACCUGAAACUUGGACAUACUUUAUGGAGUUGUACUACAACUGUAGAAUUAUGCUGUAUUUCACAAAAGUGAGUACACACCUUUCAGUUCAUGAACCAGUCAGUAUAUUAUAUCUUAAGGGAAAGUGCUAUAGAAAUGAAACUUGAAUAGUCAGAACACAGCUUGUAUAGAUUUAUAAACUGUACUAUCCACUGACAAUGACUCCAGACAGAGUUACUGUCUAAAUAAUGUCAUGGUCCUGGGGCUGACACCAGAGAGCUUUGGUUCAUUGAGGGAAUCACCUACUGUAAUAUUGUGAAGCACAGCAUGAUCCCCUUCCUUGGCAAAAACCAAAACCAAAAACCCCUCUAAGUUGCCUUACAAUCAUGACUGCAUUGAUGAAUUCCAUUGCCAAGAGGAUUAAGGCAGUGCUCGAUAUAGAUGGGUACUGAAUUCAGUACUUUUAUAAGUAUCGACCGAAGCAAGUCGGUUACAGAUCCACGUAAAAUCAAACCCUGCCAUAUUUCGAUAUCUAUGAGCAUGUGACGUCACUUCAGUUAGUAGCCUCUAGCACUUAGUGCUUGACUGCUUGUUUCCCACACAGAGUGGACAUAGCGGACUGCCUCGAGGAAACGUCACAAUGUUCCAUGCCAACAAAGCAAGAAAAAGGUGCUCAAAAGUAAAGUAUGGCUCAACUUUCAUGAUGAGCUAGCUCAAUGCUAAUUUUCAUAGGAUUUUCCAUAGGUAUACUACCAGUCAGCAUUUGCGAUUUUACAUGGUGAUUUUUAACAUCUCCAAAUUUGUCAAUUAAAACUACAACUAAGAUGCACGCUACAAUCACACAGGGCAGUUAACAAGUACAAUACUUACAGUUUAAACACUUUGUAGUCCUCAACAAGAUACAUGACUGGCACAUAGUAGCAAAGACUACUUCCUGGUAACACUCCAAAGAAUACACUUUUUUUAGCCAUAUCGAAAGAUUUGUUGCUACGCUGGCACUAAAGGUUGGGCGAUACUUUGAUACUGAUAGCGAAAUGUUGAUUGUCGAUACCGAUAUUGAUCCUUUUACUUUCCCUACGCGAGCUUUUCCAAGACCAUUGAACCACCUUCCAUUUCUAUUUGGAACUAAAAUGAAUUCAGUGUUGUAGUCCAUACACUACUGCCAUCUAACAUCUUACAGUUGUAUACAAAGUCUAUAAUACAUGCAAAUGAGACACAGAAGUGUACAACAACAAUAUGAAAAAGGAACAGCAUAACUUUGUGUUAAAUAAAUAACACAUGUUAAUAAUUUACAUUUAUUAGCACUUUUGAAUACACUCAAAAGUACCACAAAUUGGUACCUUUGAGUACCAGUAUCAAUUCCCAUAACGAUAUCCUGUAUCAUACAUUAGUUACUUUAUACAAGCUGUACACUGACUACUCUGAGUCACAUCUCAAUUUAAAUCCUAUAGUACCAUCCCUUGAGAAGAUACAAUGGUUCCUUUUGUGAAAUACAAAAUACUACUUAACGUGUAUCUUGCGAUCUUUGAAGUAUCGUGUUUUUCUCCUGGAAAUAAAGCAACAAUAGAGCCAUCGGGCCUUUCCAGAGCCCAAAGGAAGGCAAAAAAAACAUUUACAUCCUCUUCCCUUGUCCUGUGCUUUUUUACAUUUCCUCCCACCUGCUCGUGUUAUCUUUUGUCAUGUUUGGUCUGCAAGUGUGCAUGAAUGACCGAUCGCCGAUUUCAACUGUGGUGCUAUUUUUGAAUUUUUUUUUACAGACAUCCUCUUGUCUUUUGGACAGUUUUGUGUGUUAUACUCUCUGUAAAAGCUCUUAAAUGUCGUUUUUAAGGCUUUUUUUUUUUAACAAGAAAAAGUAUGUCGCUGAAGUGCAGUUUUAUGUCCUGGCUGGAAUCAAACCUGACGUUUUGAUCAUGAAAUGCACAUAAAGUAAUUGUUUCUCAGACAAGCUGGCUUUAUUUCUGAAAUCCUGCAAUAUAAAAGUGCACAUCAGCCACUUUUUAAGAGACGUUCAUUUAAUAUGUUUCAUUAAAAUGAAAUACUCUAUAUACUCUGUCAAGGAAUGGACUCAUACUGGCGUAUUGGGUAACAAUAACACAAACUGUCACUAGAGGGCAGUGUUGAGUCAUGAGCACCAUGCAGUACACUCCACAUGAAACAAUGAAGGAAAAAAAGCACAAAAGGAAUAUUUAUUAUUAUUAUUAUUAUAGACUAAAAGUACAUAGAUUGUCACCAUCUUUACAGUACAAAAAGAAUAAUUCAAGUGCAAAUUCAAUUAUACUACACUGUAAAUAUGUCAUUGUAAUUCACAGCAAAAAACUGGCUAAUAAUUACUUUCACAGUAACAGUUACAGUAAGUUACUGUUAAAUAUCUUAACAGCAAUUUACUCUAACUGCAAAAUUUGGAUUUUACAGUUCUACAGAAGGAUUUGAAGAAAUGUUCAUCAUUAUUUACACCAUAUUUUGCACACUUUAACUGAAAAGUUACAACAGAGCCCUGCUAUGUCACAGUUCAUCACAAUAAAAUUACAACUCUA
Molecule: messenger RNA, 5135 nt
Organism: Nerophis ophidion (straightnose pipefish)
Lineage: Eukaryota; Metazoa; Chordata; Actinopteri; Syngnathiformes; Syngnathidae
Gene: tril
Product: TLR4 interactor with leucine-rich repeats
Exons: 1
Coding region: 281-2554 (757 amino acids)
Cellular component (GO): extracellular matrix
Molecular function (GO): protein binding
Source: RefSeq, a predicted model, not a curated record